Penicillium odoratum is the source of this 2151-nucleotide messenger RNA. RefSeq names its product Zn(II)2Cys6 transcription factor. Gene Ontology annotation, molecular function: DNA binding; DNA-binding transcription factor activity, RNA polymerase II-specific; zinc ion binding. Bases 1 to 2151 code for a protein of 716 amino acids. NCBI's taxonomy places the organism in Eukaryota, Fungi, Ascomycota, Eurotiomycetes, Eurotiales, Aspergillaceae. The transcript has 2 exons. Gene Ontology annotation, biological process: DNA-templated transcription; regulation of DNA-templated transcription. The record is from RefSeq and is a predicted model, not a curated record.
AUGUACGAGCGACAAAGAGUCUGGCGUGCCUGUCAAGCAUGUCGUCGCAAGAAGGUCAAAUGCGACGGAGAGCAUCCAUGUCAGAGUUGCACUCGGAACGGAGCCGAGUGCGUCUUCGAGCAGUUUAGCAACAUGAAGCUAGUGGAUCCACAAUAUGUCAAGAAACUUGAAAAUCGACUCGCUCAGAUGGAGAAGGAGUUGAAACAGCGCCAACUCAGUGCAGAAAGCAGAGUUUCUAUCGAUUUAUCUGCACAGUCUUCAAAUGUUACGGCUAGCUACCAGGGCUCUUCUCAGCCGAUACAGAGUGCUGUAUCCGACCCGACGGAUGAGUUCCUAGCACCGUUCAGUGCAGCAACCCCCGCGUCAGAAUCGCAAGCGCGUGAGAAUUGUAUCAAUGUACCGGAUGCACCGAUCUUCGACAAUCAUGACUCCCAGCAUGGAGAGGUUGCGAUACUUCCGGAAUCUACCGCAAUCGAUGUCACACGGCUAGAAGAACCCAUCAUUGAAAGGUUGAUUGAUGUCUUCUAUCAUUCAAUCUAUCCCAUCUUCCCCAUUGUCCAUCACCGCAAUCUGCGGUCCCAAUAUGAAAACUGGCUGUCUGUUCGCGCAGAUGGCCGACAUGAAAAUGAUGGUGAUUUUUCUGCUUUACUGUAUGCAUUGCUCGCCGUUGCUGCAUCAGUUACCCCUAAAAACCAUGCUGUUUUUGAUCAACAGGGGCUCGAAAUAUAUAAAGAGGUGGACCUGGGAGAGUUGCUUUACUCCCACGCAGCCUUCCUUGCUACGAGAGCAUAUCGAGGGAGCGCCAGGUUUCCCAUGAACAUCGUCAUUUCCCAAGGACUUCUCAGUCUUUAUCUCACUGAAGGCGGCAGAGUCAAUGAUGCAUGGGUCACUGCGGGUCAUGCCAUCCGACUGUACCAGGGAUUGGAUUUGGAAGAGAUUACAGAUACGUGGCACGAACAUAGCAAGCUCUGGUGGUGCUUGUACAUUUUGGAUCGUUCACUAUCCACGGCGCUUUUGAAGCCUUUGGCUAUUGAUGAUGCGGAUAGUGAUAUCGAAUCCUACACCGAACACGAGCCCCCAACCGACGCCAAAACAGACCCUUGGUUCUCUGUAAUUGCGGACUUCCAUGUAACAAUGGGUCGAAUAUACAGAUCGGUGCGACGUAUUCGCAAGUCCAACCCGUCUCAAACCGCCAAAUUGAGAGACACGCUGCGGUCGCAUGUGAAAAAGCAUGAUGCUGAGCUAGAGAGAUACUACAGGAAGCAGGUGUUGCCCAAGAUUAAAGAGCCUCACCAUCAAAUUGGUCCUCUCGCCCUGCAAACAAUUGCUAUCUCAUCCUAUUACAUCGGAGUUGUACUCCUGUACCGGACAUUCAUUGAGCGAUUGAAUAUUGCAGAGCCUGCAGCGUUUCUUCGAUGUGCCGAGGCUGCAUCCAGUUGCAUCAAACUCACACCUCAAGUUAUCGCAACCGUUCCCGCCAGUCAUUUCGUCAUCCAACAGAGCCGUGCAAUAUACGCAAGUGUUAAUGUUCUUUUGCAUUGUAUGCGUCUUGCCCGCAACCCAAGCUUUACCAAUAAAGCCUGGUCAAAUGUUGAGAGCGGCUUCAAUAUGCUACGCAAUCUCAAGAUAAAAUGGCCGGAAAUCAAAAAAUAUCAAAAUCUCACCGAGGAAGAUAUGCGAUUUACACAGUGUGAACUUGCAAAGUACGAUCUUUUCUACCACACAUUUGGCCGGUAUGGUCAAGGGACAGGAACCCAGAGGCAGGGCGACAUUUCACCCACAUCGACUGCCAGCCCCGUUCUCAGCCUAGAGGACCAGGGAUGCUCUGAUCUACGUAACGUUCAUCCAGAAGCAACCAGAGAGCCUCAAGAGACAGAAUCAACAUUGACUCGAGACGGUGAGUCUUCUGAGAGACAAUCAAAACGGCGAAAAGUCACACCCGACUCCUUCUUUCCAUGUGAUCCUACAGCACUAUUUGAUCUAUUACCGACAUCCGAAGAGUCUCAGGAGGCUGAGCCGCAAGACAUGGUAAUGCAUAAUGACCUCUCUGAAUCACAAUCACUAUUUUUGGGAGAUUUUUCAGCGGAAUUUUUUGACGACUCAAUGCUCCUCAGCUCCAUUGAGCAAUUUUUGUCUUAUCCAAGCGAAUGA